CGCUAAACAGGGAGAGGAAAGCGUUGUUUGAACGCAAGUCGCCGGUAUUGACUUUUUGUCUUUUUGUACGAGUCCAGUUUUGGAAACGCAAACAUGAGCCUGUUGAACAAGCCCAAGUCGGAGAUGACACCGGAGGAGCUGCAGAAACGAGAGGAGGAAGAAUUUAACACCGGACCGUUGUCUGUGCUCACCCAAUCGGUGAAAAACAACACGCAAGUCCUCAUCAACUGCCGCAACAACAAGAAAUUGCUGGGUAGAGUCAAAGCAUUCGACAGGCACUGCAACAUGGUCCUGGAGAACGUGAAGGAGAUGUGGACAGAGGUUCCCAAGAGUGGCAAAGGCAAGAAGAAGUCGAAACCGGUCAACAAGGACCGAUACAUCUCCAAGAUGUUUCUGAGGGGCGACUCUGUCAUCGUGGUUCUGCGGAACCCGCUUAUUGCUGGAAAAUAAAUUGCUGUUAUACUUUUGCUCCUCAUCUCCUUCCCUCCUCAAAGAAAAAAAAGUGAUCUUCCUCUCCUCUACUAUAAGGGUUACUCUAUCUCUGGUUUUGGAGUGCUGCAUUAUCCAGCAGGUGUAGCUCAUUCUUGUAGGGUUCUUAUCACCUGGACUCAGAUUGCCAUUCUCUUGAUUGAGCUUAGCCUUUGGAAGCAUUGGCAGUUUAAGUAGAGCUUGUAAAAUAUGCUGAAUUUUGGUCUUCCAGGACAGAGUAGCCCUGUUAUGCCCCUCUCUUAAUUCUGUAGUUACACCCCAACAACCGUCUUUCUCCUCCUCUGUCCCAGCAUCUCUCUUUUGCCUGUCCACCAUGGGUUGGCUAAUUUGGGGGUACAGCCUCUGUUUCAGCACCCUCACUGUAAAAUCUGCACUGUCUUCUCACACGGUGUGUCAAAACAAAACAGGAAUGUAAUUAUGCUGAAGGAAGGAGUUGUGGUAAGAUGGCAAGGACAGGUCUCGGUUAAUUUUGUAUCCAAAUGGUGUUUUUCAUCAGAAAGCGAUUAGGCUGUGAUUUCGAAGUGUCUCAACAUUGGAGGUGAAUUUUCAGUGACAUUUGUAACAACAGUGUUUACCUUUGGAAAAGCCAAUGGUGCAAUUACUCAUUUUUUAUAUCAUAAAAGUAUGAAAAACAAUGUG
Molecule: messenger RNA, 1128 nt
Organism: Megalops cyprinoides (Indo-Pacific tarpon)
Lineage: Eukaryota; Metazoa; Chordata; Actinopteri; Elopiformes; Megalopidae
Gene: snrpd2
Product: small nuclear ribonucleoprotein D2 polypeptide
Exons: 3
Coding region: 94-450 (118 amino acids)
Biological process (GO): spliceosomal snRNP assembly; RNA splicing
Cellular component (GO): U2 snRNP; U4/U6 x U5 tri-snRNP complex; precatalytic spliceosome
Molecular function (GO): RNA binding
Source: RefSeq, a predicted model, not a curated record